AUUGGAGAUAAGAGUCUCACAGCUUUUUCUGCCCAGGCUGGCUUCCGAUUGUGAUUCUCAGAUCUCAGGCUCUUGACCAGCUAGGGUUACAGCCAUGAGCCAUCAGUGCCCAGUUUAUUUUGCUCUUAAACUUUUAGCUGGUCUUUAGAUAUCUGACGGCAAAGAUGUUUUCUACUUCCAGUCACUCUUACUUCAGAAUCAUAAGCUCUUUGGCUCUGUGAAAGGUGCUAGUCCUUUCUAGGCCAGUUCCAUCAACUAUGGUAAUUUUUUUUUCUUCUGGAUCCGUUCUCUCUGCACAGUAGUUGGGCAUACCUAAUUUAGAUAUUCCCACCAUUUGUUAAGAUGGAGAUUUAGGGCAAAUCACUUAACCUCUGGGCUUUGGCUACUCCAGCUGUAAAAUGGGGAUGGCGGCCAGGUACUGAUGGCUCACUGAAAUCUUAACUAUUCACGAGGCUAAGAUCUGAGCCAGCCCCAGCUGAUAUAUCCAAGAGACUCUCAUCUCCAAUUAACCAGCAAAAAUCCCGAAGUGGAAAGAGGAUAGAGUAGCAGCCUUGAGCAGAAAAAGCAGAGUGUGAAGCCCAGCGUUCAAGCCCCACUAUCAACACCCGCCCACACAGUGGGGAAUGGCACUUUCCCCCUGGGGCUACUGUAGAGACAAGCUGGUAACACAUCACUGAUCCGAGAUCUCCGGUUAGGAAGUCCUCUCCCUUCCCUCGGCCCUUGGGGGUGGUUGCUAUUGCUGAGCGCAGAGCCAUCAGGCACCCAUUGAAGAUCAAUCCUUCCACAGCCAUCUCCUCAGAAGGGAACUACUCAUUCCCAAAGGUUUUGGGGACCACAACAACUCCGAUGCGUGGAUCCCUCGCGUGGGUAGCGGCCCUCUGGUUGGGUAGGGAUUGCAAUCCCCGCAACUCCGGGGUGCACAGCUGGCGGCAGGUGCGUGGGCCGGAGCCCGGCGGGGCGGGGCCGCUCGCAUUCAUUCCUCGCCACUCCCCGCCGGGGCUGGGGGUUGCCUGUGGACAAUCCGAUCCCCGUGGGACUCGGCGGCGGGCCUCACUGCGGCUUGGCGGAUUGGCUGAGUGUCCCAGCUCCCCCUCCCCGCCCUCGGUACCCCCCCUCCCCGCGUCCCAGGUGGCUCAGGCCCCGGUGGUGAUCUCUGUUUACGGAGAGAGCCCGUCCAAGUUGGGCUCUAUCUCUGCAUUCGCUCCUCUCCCGGGCCCUGCCCGCCCGGGAAGCGGGGAGAAAAACCCGGCUGAAUCCGUCCUCGCCCUUCCCUUCCUCCCAACUCCCGGAGCGAUCGGACGGCGAUGACCCCCAAGCUGGCCAGACCCCCUGACGGGGGCUGGGGCUGGGUGGUGGCGGCCUCGGCCUUCGCGGUGAACGGCCUCUCCUACGGGCUCCUGCGCUCUCUGGGCCUGGCCCUCCCUGACCUCGCCGAGCACUUUGACCGGAGCGCCCAGGACACUGCGUGGGUCAGCGCCCUGGCCUUGGCCGUGCAACAGGCAGCCAGCCCAGUAGGCAGCGCUCUGAGCACACGCUGGGGGGCGCGCCCCGUGGUGAUGAUAGGGGGCGUCCUGACUUCGCUCGGCUUCUUCUUCUCGGCGUUUGCCAGAAGCCUGCUGCACCUUUACCUGGGCCUGGGCCUCCUCGCUGGCUCCGGCUGGGCCCUGGUGUUCGCCCCUGCCCUCGGCACCCUGUCACGGUACUUCUCCCGCCGUCGGGUCUUGGCGGUGGGGCUGGCGCUCACGGGUAACGGGGUGUCCUCGCUGGUCCUGGCACCCGCUUUGCAGCUCCUUCUGGAUACUUUCGGCUGGCGGGGCGCGCUGCUCCUUCUUGGCGCGGUCACCCUCCACCUCACCCCCUGUGGCGCCCUGCUGCGACCCCUGGCUCUCACUGGUGACCCCCCGGCCCCACCCCGCAGCCCCCUAGCUGCCCUCGGCCUGAGUCUCUUCAAGCGCCGGGCCUUUUCAAUCUUUGCCCUGGGCACAGCCUUGAUUGGGGGUGGGUACUUUGUCCCCUACGUGCACUUAGCCCCCCACGCUUUAGAUCGGGGUCUGGGAGGGUACGGGGCAGCGCUGGUGGUGGCUGUCGCUGCAGUGGGGGACGCCAGCGCCCGGCUGGUCUGCGGGUGGCUGGCAGACCAGGGCUGGGUACCUCUCCCGCGGCUGCUGGCCGUGUUCGGGGGUCUGACCGGGCUGGGGCUCUUGGCGGUGGGACUGGUGCCCGCGGUGGGGAGCGAGGACAGCUGGGGGGGACCCCUGCUGGCCGCAGCUGGGGCCUACGGGCUGAGUGCUGGAAGUUACGCCCCGCUGGUUUUUGGUGUGCUUCCGGGGCUGGUGGGCAUCGGAGGUGUGGUGCAGGCCACUGGACUGGUGAUGAUGCUGAUGAGCCUCGGGGGACUCCUAGGCCCCCCCCUCUCAGGUUUCCUAAGGGAUGAGACUGGAGACUUCGGAGCCUCUUUCCUAGUGUGCGGAUCUUUCAUCCUUUCUGGCAGCUUCAUCUACAUGGGGCUGCCUAGGGCCAUCCCCACUUGCCGUCCAGCCUCACCUCCACCCACCCCCCCUCCUGAGAGAGGGGAGCUACUGCCAGUGUCCCAGGCCGUUAUGCUCUCCCCAAAAGGCAUGGGCUCCACUCGGGAUACAACUUGUUGAUCAUCUCCUUGUUCAAGCCCAUCCCCCAAUAAAGAAUUUUUAU
Molecule: messenger RNA, 2691 nt
Organism: Perognathus longimembris pacificus (Pacific pocket mouse)
Lineage: Eukaryota; Metazoa; Chordata; Mammalia; Rodentia; Heteromyidae
Gene: Slc16a11
Product: solute carrier family 16 member 11
Exons: 5
Coding region: 1305-2648 (447 amino acids)
Biological process (GO): transmembrane transport; monocarboxylic acid transport
Molecular function (GO): monocarboxylic acid transmembrane transporter activity
Source: RefSeq, a predicted model, not a curated record